This is a messenger RNA of Aspergillus tanneri, 1860 nucleotides long. RefSeq lists its product as uncharacterized. Bases 1 to 1860 code for a protein of 619 amino acids. The transcript is spliced from 3 exons. The record is from RefSeq and is a predicted model, not a curated record. NCBI's taxonomy places the organism in Eukaryota, Fungi, Ascomycota, Eurotiomycetes, Eurotiales, Aspergillaceae.
AUGCAUAUCAGCCUUGAUAAUAUCAGCUUCUACCAUCAACCCCCUCCUGCGAAAUCUCCUCCAUGUGCCUUCCCUGUUUCCUGUUGGAAGCCGUACCAGGCUCCUCCAACUCCACAAUCCCUUUCACAUCUCCCGCCCAGGCCACCUGCCCCUAGCACAACGACCAUCCCAGCUUCCGGUGGUAGACCAGAUGCUGCCCCGCAAUUUCGGGUUCCUGCGAGGGAAGAUUACGAUUUGCCUGCAGUUCACAAUGAAUUUGAUAUCGAAAUCGAGAGGAUAGCUAUGGCGGAAAACAGCCGGGUUAUGCGUGAGGCAGAUCUCGAGAUGCACCUCGACCGUGAGCUCCAAAAAGGAAAUGUUAUAGAUGUACCUCAAAGUCAGCGCAUAUCUUUGACUACUGUGACCUCAAAGCCGGCACUAAUACAGACGAGCGCCAGCGACAGUGAUGAAAACGUGUCUGAAACUGCCGUCGAACAGCAUAUUUUGCAAGAGCAGCCGGACCAAUGGGUAUGCCCUUCGGUGGAGGCUGUCCGUGAUUUAAGUCCAACCUUCACACCAGCGGGAGUAGAGCCGGAAUUUUCAAGUAGGCACGGCCGACAUCUCUCUCCAGGAAUCAAUGCUGCUUGCGCGUGUACCUCUCCGUCACCUUCACCAGGCUUGCUGGAUAACGUGCCGCACCCCCGAAGUGGACUUUGCGCUGAAACCAUUCAGUACAAUGAAACCAUUGUUGAGAACGCCAGGACUGAGCUAGCAAGCCGUGGAGAUCAGGCGGGAGACCUGGGGGAACGAGCUGCCACUAUGCAGAGCAUCCAGAACAACAGCCCCUUCGUUAGGGAGGCUAGUCCAGACAAUUGCGAGAAAGGCCAAGCACCUGCACUCUCUCACUCCAUUCAGCAAAACCGCCCUAUUAGACACUCAAAAAUACCCCCGACGCACACACGUUCCCUCCGCCCUCGACGAAAUGCAAAGUCCACCAGGCUAGAACAACUGCCUUCCGUUUCUAAGGUCAUUCCAGUCCGUCGAUCUAAUAGAUUAAUGGCAAGUAGCAGCAAGAAUCCUUUAACCCGAGCACGACGUCGUGGCAACCGGGACAGCAGCGACAGCGACGAUGGCAACAAUAACCCGGCAGAGCAUGACUUGAUUAAUAAGGCGAGGGAACGUCCACGGAAAAGAUGCAGGCAUGCACUCCGGCCGAAGAAGGCAACGGAAAGCAACUCAGGCCCGACCACUCAUAUCGUUGGGGAAUGCACGAGUCCGUCCCAAAAACCAUCAGAUGGAGGUUUCUCUGUCGCUCUGGGUGAGACGCAAGAGAUCUUUGGUCGCGGAAUUCUACGUAUUCAAGCUCACGGUCCUCGACAUGCUUAUUUCAUGACAUUUCUGCCAGAUGUUGUUCACUGUCCGCCCAUACCAUCACCGUCCGAGGUGCCUCCUGAUCAGUCGUCAUGCUCUGACGGUCACUCUCAGAAUCAGACUCUACAACAAGUAGCACGCAGGAGGCGUCAUAAACGAAUUGUGUCUACAACAUGUGAAGAUGGAGAUGUGUGGUUAACCAGUCGCUCGACGAAACCGCAUCGAACCUCGCAAACUCGGGAUGAUCGCAGCGAGGCUCAAGGGAACUCCAGGAAGGGCAUGCGAUGGUCUACUGAAGAGGCGGAUCUUCUGCUGAAGUUGAGAAGGGACGAGCAACGACCUUGGUCAGAGCGAGAGUUUUCAGCGGGGCGAACCGCCAAAACCGCGCAAGCGAAGAAGACAACAAUCAACCUUGCGGCCUUCGAAAAGACCACGAGCUCCAUCUUCAUCACCUUCAAGUGCAAAUGGCUUCACCACCCUUUGUUCUCAGUUCACAUGUGUGUCACUUGA